CCACUGUCUCCGGAGUUAGCAUCAGCGAGCUAACAUGAGCUAACAGGCAGCGGCGGAGCUAACGUGAGGUCUUUUUCAUUUCAGCUGCUAAACGCCUUCGCCUAAACGCUGCCAAGCCACACGGGGUAUUAUCAAAGCUGCUUGGAUCCUGGGAUUGAUUACUGCAGCCUCCAUUUCAUAAUCGUCACCUUGAACUUUGACCCCUCCGCACUCCAAUCUCCUGGUACACAGAGCUAUGGCUGCUGCUAAGCCUAAAGGCCAGAACUCUCUGGCCCUGCACAAAGUGAUCAUGGUGGGCAGUGGAGGCGUGGGCAAAUCGGCCCUCACCCUGCAGUUCAUGUAUGACGAGUUUGUGGAGGACUACGAGCCAACCAAAGCAGACAGUUACAGGAAGAAGGUGGUGUUGGACGGAGAGGAGGUGCAGAUCGACAUCCUGGACACGGCUGGACAAGAGGACUAUGCGGCCAUUCGGGACAACUACUUCCGCAGCGGCGAGGGCUUCCUCUGUGUGUUUUCCAUCACUGAGCUGGAGUCCUUUGCAGCCACAGUAGACUUCAGAGAGCAGAUUCUGCGGGUGAAAGAGGAUGAAAACGUGCCCUUUCUCCUGGUGGGUAACAAAUCGGAUUUGGACGACCGGCGGCAGGUGAGCGCAGAUGAAGCCAAAGCGCGCGCCGAGCAGUGGGGCGUGUGCUACGUGGAGACCUCCGCCAAGACCCGCGCCAAUGUGGACAAGGUGUUCUUCGACCUCAUGAGGGAGAUCCGCGCACGGAAAAUGGAGGACAGCAAAGAAAAGAACGGGAAGAAGAAGAGUAAAAGCUUGGCCAAGAGAAUCCGAGAGAGAUGCUGCAUUUUAUAGUGGUAAACGAAAGCAGGUGCACCGCCUGUGUGUACAUAUAUACAUUUCUCAGACUUUUGCAUUUAUUUCGUGCCCGUACCUGACCAUAGCGUUCAGCCCCUAAUCCACGGGAGCCCUGAUUGCGCAACAGGUAGUAGUAACACGGCACCGCAUACAUCGUUUAUAGCUCUAACUUUUUAUGUGCUAACACUCCAAAAUUCUCUUUUCUCUCUUAUCUCUUUUAACCACAGUACAGUGAUAAGUGGAUGGUGUUUUUAAUUUAGACUUAAUCUUCUUGACAGCCUUGAAAUGUUACGACAACAUUUUAUUGUAAAGUUCAAUGUGUAUAGUAAGUAUAUUCAGAUAACUGUGCAGUGCAAAUUGGAAAAAAAAGAUACAACAAACACAGAUUCAAAGGGGAAUAUGAAACUAAAAUUCAGUUGUGGAAAGCCCCUUGUAAAAAAAAAAAAAAAAGUCUUAUUGCUUAUCCGAAUAGCCAUCUUUAUUACAGCCAAAAUACAUCAAGUGCCACCCCGGGACAUGUACAUUGCACUGCUCAAUUUGUAUAGCGUUUUUUCUUUUUUCUUUUUUUUUUUCUUCUUCACACAAAUGGGCUAUUGUUAAAACGAAGCCAGAGCUGAAUUUUGAUGCCAUUCCAGUUUGUUCAUUUUUGUUCUCUAUAUUCUUGUAUCUUUAAUUUAUUUAAUUUUUUUGCUUUUUUUUUUUUUUGCCCCUCAAUCUACACUACACAAACUACAUCAACACUAUGAAUCUGACUGCUCUACUUCAUAAAAAUGUUUAAUCAUAAUUGUUUUUUUUGUUUGUUUUUUUUUAGACUAGACAGUUUUGGUCAGUUCAAAUUACCUCUGUGAUUUUUAUUGCCUUUUUUCUAUAGGAAUCCCUGGUGCUCUGUAUUUUAACCCAAACACUACAUCCUGAAACGCUUUCUAAGAACAGGCUUAUAUUUAUGUCAUUAAUAUGUGUUUGUCAUACUAAAUGCAUUGCGUCCAUUGUUACAAUUAAAGUGCAUAUGACAGGUUGGACUACUAAUUUCUCUAAAACAUAGUUAACAUCAUUAUAUUUAAGGUUUUACUAAAAAUCUUGUUUUGUCUUUGUUAGUUUUUGUCAUUUUGGUGAAGUUUGCAGAUAUGACAUACGCAAAUGUACCUAGCAACCAUAAUAUUAACAAAUGGUGAUGAUUGAUUUAACAAAAUAAAAGAGGUUUUAUUUGUCAAGUCUAAUGUUUAAACUGUCAGAAAGAUGCGUUGCUCGUGCAUAAAUUGUCUAUGGAUUUUGAAUGGAAUUUAGAACUUAGAACUGUUCCCGUACUUUCCAAUUUUUUGUUUUCUACUUUACUUCUCAAACUGCCAGUUAACUGAUGUGAAACUAUUAUGAAAAUGAAAUGAAAAGUUACCUCGGGUACUAGCCCACCAAACCAAGUAAUGAUUAGAAAAGUAUAUGAAUCUGUCAACUGCACUUUAAAGCCCCAGCGAUUAGUCAAUAUGAAGACAGAAAUGACUGGAAAAUGUUUUGAAAGUGUCCAAAAAUGUCUCAGUCUCAGUCACCAAAGAAACAUGCUCGCUAGCACAUACAAGUGCCCGUCAAACUCUAGGUGAAUGAUAAGAAGGUAAACGGCACCAGGAAAAGCUCCGUGCCGAGGCUCGUGUGUUUUAUGUAAACUAUGUGUAAAUAUGGAGAGGGAUUGGAGGAAAGUUAAGCUAAGACUUUUCAUGGUAAAGAGGGCUCUAGUCACUGGCUGUGGUCACAUGCACACCAAAAUCUGAAUAUUAUCUAUCCAGACUUUAAGGAUUAUUUAAAUGACAUGUUAACUGCUAAAUCUGAUGUGAGUAAUCUGAGGGACCAUGAUCAGAGAGAAAUGAGAUGAUUUUACUGUUAACAUGGCAUUUUAAAAAACAAGUAUGAUGAAUUAUUUGUAUUGUUGUUUGCCUUUAACAUACUUAAUUAAAAACCAGGCAUCAUUUUACAGCCUCGGUGCUCAGUAUACUAGUACUGUGAUCUGAUCUUGCCCUCUGCUGGCAAGAGAGGGAAUUACCACAGGAAAAACAAUGAAACUAUAUAAUGAGCAACCUGUUCAGACAUGAUGAUGUAAGUGUGCAGCAGUAAUGAAUGCAAUUUGACCUCUGAAAUGCUUAAAAUGAGUUUGCCGAUGAUUUAUAGACUUAGAAGCCCUGUGCGGUUUUUAUCUAUGACAUCACAGUCCCACAGGAAAUUUAAAACAGUUUGGGGAGGCUUAGAGGCAAAGGAUUUUUUAUAGAGGAUUAGUGAAAUACAUGACGUGAAAUACAACUCCAGGUAUAUUUUUAAUGAGGGAACAAUUUUCUAACGUGGUUAAAAGCUCAAAGUAAAUUUUGCACAAUAUACAUUCUGUCAAAAAUUUGAUUAAUACUGAGAUUUUGAGUGUGCAUGUAGCUGCAGUCAUUCAUGUACAGUGCAUCACUGUUGCCUCUCUGUCCAUUGUGAAUGUGAUCACUUCUCCCCUUCUGCUUGGCUGUAUAGUUUUAAUGAUGUGAGCUAGUUUGUGGUAAAAAAAAAUAAACAUGUAUACUUGUCUCCUUGGAUGAGAAUAGCGUGGUAACAGCUACUAAAUUCUCUUGUGGAUAAAGAGUGUCUGUCACAGUCUUAAGAAAUUGGAGAAACAUUCAGUCAUUUUAACAGGUUUAAUUUGGUUACACUGACCAAACCGCACUGUGAUUUUUGCUUUCUUCCAACCACAAUUUCUCUUUUUAAAUUAUCUUAAUGUGUAAUUAUUCAUAUGAUACAAGACUGAUGCUCAUCCAACUUCUAACCUAAUUUUUCCUACAUUUCCAAACUAACAAUUUAGCGUGGGAGAUGUUAUGAAGAAACAAAUGAUCCUAAUCUAAAGUCUAUGCAAAAUGAGGAAAUUGACAGAAUGUAUCUAAACACUACCUGCAGCAAACUACAGUCACAAUGAAUUACUUUUGAAGCUCUGGAUUUGCUUAAAUGCUCUCGCCUGUAAAUUAUAAUCAGCUUUUGUGUUUUUAACUUUGUAACAUAAAUAGACUUUACUAUUGCAAAUCACGUUUUACUUGUUUAUUGAAAAGCACAGUGUGUGUAAGAAUGGAAGUUGAGAUAAGAGGCAUGUUUUGAGCGAAAUAUUCAAAAAUGUCAUUGAUUUUUAGAAGGGUUAAAAUGUUGUUAAGAUAAAUCUGUGUAAAGGGCUACCUUGCAGUUAAAGGACCCAUAUUACACUAUUUUCUGAUGUAUUAGCAUGUUAUAACGUUGUGUCCGCAUCAAAAUCAUGCGCAGAGAUGAGUUUUGUUUCAUUCACACAUGCUUAAGAGACAAACCCUGCAUAGUUAUGUUGAGUUCUCAAACUGAAAACACUACUCCACCUUGUGAUGUCAUGUGGUAAUACAGGAAGUGGUCCACUGUGUUUUUAAACUCCAUACACCUUCACUAGAAUCAUAUAGAUAACUGCAGCCCUGCAAUUGCCACUCUCUACUGAACUAAAGGUAAAAAAGGUAGCUGUUAACUUGAAAACUACCACUACAUGACAUCACAAGGUGGAACAGAGCAUUUGGAGGUGUAGACAGUGCAAUAAUGCAGGAUUACUCAAAAAUGUGCGAGUUUGAAUGAAUGAUGAGGCAACAACAUUAUAACAUGACUUAAAGAUCAAUAGAGACAAUUUUGUGUAAUAUAGGACCUUUAACCAAGACAUGACUGAAAAACACCUCAAGACUAGAGUAAGCAAAAGGCGCAGACAAAAGCAUAUAGCGUCUACAUUGUUUCAACUGGGGAGCUAUGACGAUUCAAGUUGACAUUAAUUAUUAUUUUUGCUUUUGUUGAAUUUAAUAUCUUAUGUCAUGCAUUGUUUACCUUUUGGAUUUGUGUAUGAUAGCCUAUAUUAUAAAGGCCCAAAUGUUUUCUGUGGGAUGGGUAAUAUUUAACUAAAUGUGUGAAAGCUUUGAGCGCUCUCUCCUUCUGGGUAUUCAGUAAACUUGCCUUUUAUAGUAAUAUGAUUAUACCAGUUGGAAUAAAAUUGCCCUGAUCGUAUGGCAGAGUGUA
Boleophthalmus pectinirostris (great blue-spotted mudskipper) is the source of this 4882-nucleotide messenger RNA. It is a transcript of the gene ralaa, whose product is annotated as v-ral simian leukemia viral oncogene homolog Aa (ras related). Gene Ontology annotation, biological process: Ras protein signal transduction; regulation of exocytosis. Gene Ontology annotation, molecular function: GTPase activity; GDP binding; GTP binding. NCBI's taxonomy places the organism in Eukaryota, Metazoa, Chordata, Actinopteri, Gobiiformes, Gobiidae. Bases 236 to 856 code for a protein of 206 amino acids. The transcript has 5 exons. Gene Ontology annotation, cellular component: plasma membrane. The record is from RefSeq and is a predicted model, not a curated record.